Solanum dulcamara is the source of this 1122-nucleotide messenger RNA. RefSeq lists its product as uncharacterized. NCBI's taxonomy places the organism in Eukaryota, Viridiplantae, Streptophyta, Magnoliopsida, Solanales, Solanaceae. The record is from RefSeq and is a predicted model, not a curated record. The coding region runs from base 1 to 1122 and encodes 373 amino acids. The transcript has 5 exons.
AUGCCAUACGCUCUGAAUGCAUGGGUAUAUGAAUGUGCAUCUCAAGUGCCCUCUGAAAUUACUGUAAGAGUGGGUAAUAAAAUUUUCAGAAUUCUUAAAUGGCGUGUUGUUUCCGUGAAGUCAAAAUUUGAGACCUUCAUGUCUACCAUCUUCAGUGAGUAUCGAUGCUCCAACAUUGUGUCAUCUCAACAUGAAAUGGAAUCUAUUGUCAUUCAUGGCAGUCAACAUCAACCUGAAGCUUCUACAUCAGCUGCCAAGGUCAAUUUUAAAAAACCUCAUGAAGUCCCCGAAUUUGAGGACUUUUCAACAACACCACCCACAGAAUUAUUAAAAAGAUCUAGUCAUGUCGCUGAUACAUCUUCUCCACCUCCUUCCAAAAAAAUGAAUACUACCCCUGCUAAAGAGACAAUUCAAGUAAAAACAACCAACAUGCAUAAGGAUGUCAUACCACCAAAUGAAUCAGAAAAGCAUGUUUCUCAUGAUAAUGUACCAGAGGCGAAGUCAACGGUAGGAGGUGAAUCUUCCAGUCAUUCGGAGCAAAUUGUCGACCGAAAGUUCAAACGUUUGGAGAAUAAAAUUGAUUCAAAUCAUAUUGAUCUUUUGAAAGCCAUUGACAGUAUAGCGCAUUGCAUGACUAGCACAUCAUCUCAAUUUAAAACAGAUGAUUUUGAUCAAACAUUCUAUAUAGUGGAACAACAACAAGCACCUACUGGAUCAGAGGAGCACAAUCUUGCAAAUAAAUCUGACCCACCCCAAGCAAAUGACCAAUCUAAUGUCCAGGAAGAUAUUAAGGUGGACAAUGUAUCAGAACAAAAUAUUUCAUCAGAUGUUCCAGAAUCAUUUGAUCAACAUGUUUCUUCUGAUACAUUAAAGAACAAUGCAAAGAAAGAUGGAAGAGUAGCCGUUGAUAAAACUGAUAAAGUAGAAGAGCAAGUUGAGGAGUUUAUAAAAGAAAAAAUCCAACCAAACACAUCGGAAUCCAAUACUUCAACAUCAUUUUCGACCGAAACUCUGGAUGUGAUAGAUACUCUAAUUUAUGGAAUUCCAUUACCGGCCAUGCCAUUGACCGUUGUUAGUCGUGAGCAAGUAGUUCAGGAUGAAUGUCUAUUAUGCGAUAGCUAG